Messenger RNA from Phytomonas sp. Hart1, 1743 nucleotides. The record is from the annotation of a GenBank genome assembly. Lineage: Eukaryota; Euglenozoa; Kinetoplastea; Trypanosomatida; Trypanosomatidae.
GGAGCAAUACUACAAUACACUAAAGGAUCCACCUAAAAACAACUAGGAUAUUAUAGUCGUUUCGAAUGAGAUUUGUACAAAGGACCGCCACAGUGUACUGGAACGCGUACUUCACGAUGUCACUCAGAGAAUGACAGCUUUUUUUAUUCCAAGAACUCAGCUUCAUGGUACGAAACUGAGACGCGAGCAUUGGAUUUACGUGAAAUUUUUUAAUUCUGUGAAGCGUCUGGGCUGCUUGUGAAGAAGGAGUAAUCCCACUGGAGCUUUGUGUCAAAGAUGAAAAGAUCGCGAUGCGUUUAGUUGGACCGGUACACACUUUGAACCCUUUUCAAAUUUUUCAAUCGUGCAACUAGACCUCCUUUCACUGCUUGUACUGGAAAUUUUUCAUGCUCUUGGGCUGAAUCCGCAUCGGCCUUUUCUAGCCUCCGCGGGUUGUCCCUUUUUUUAUCCUUUCGUGCGUAUCUCAGUUCAGGAUCUCUUUGAGAGGUGCCACUGCACGUGUCACCAGGUAGGAGGAACUCACUGACAAACAUCAUUUGUGACUGAGAAGCAUUUUAGGAAAAUUUUAAAUGUGUGACGAUGCACAGACUAUUUGUCAAACUUCUACUAUAGCUAUUUUCUAUUUUUAUCCCCUCCCUAUUUUUAUCCCAUUUGAAAUUUAGAUACUGCGAUAACUUUCAUUGUAUUCACUUUACUUAUAGACAUAAAAAUAAUAUUUAUAAAAGCCUUGGAAAGAAGUGGACUAAAGCAAUGAUACCAUUAAAACCCUUUACACAAAAGCAGUGUAAAAGUAAUAAUUUUAGGGCUCUUCUCCGGCGGUCGCCUAUCGUUGGAUUAAUCGGCACACUUUUCAUAGUCCUUUGGCUAUUUUACGUUGGUGAUUCGAAACCGAUCUCCUCUGAACCCUUGGUACUUUCCAAAGAUGACUUGCAGGAUAUCUUUGUUCGAACCACAGGGCCUCGCGUCAUUAUCUUCAUUAUGAGUGAUAAAAUUGAUGAUACGCUUUGCUAUUCAGUGGGCUCAGCCUACCUAAGCGGGUUUCCCGUGAUGGUAGCCGGCUAUCAAAUGCCGUUCAAUGGGCUUUCAUCUAAGCUCGACUUCGCGGAAAGUGCCAUCAAGAAUGCGCAGCUGAAUCCGGACGAUGUUGCCAUUAUAAUGGAUUCCGACACGGUUUUUACAGGUGUAGACAUUCAUCUCUUUAUCGAUCGUUUCAUUGCGCAGUCUGCCGCGACGCCGGAGGAGCUGGACGCACUGGCUGUUAGGCAAGACCGUGCGAUGGCACCGAUCGUAGCGCUAGCGGAGGAUUGUUGCUGGGCACCGAAUUCAUACUUUGACCAUGAGGAUUGUAGAGUUAGCUAUGAAGUGGUUUAUGAAAAGGUUCGUGGGCACGCGGCCGCACACCCUGAGCAUAAGCUUGUUUUGCCUUUUGACCAAUCCCCAUAUCGCCAUCUCAACUCUGGUGUUAUAAUAGCCCGUGUGUGGGCAUACAGGGAAUAUCUCGAGAAGGCUAAAAAGUUAACGGAGACACACAUACCACCAUAUAGUUCCCAGAGAGGAUGGUAUUGCGAUCAGUCCAUCAUUUCACGCUUUCAUCUGAAUCUUUUAACGUGGGAAGUUGAGCAGGACGUUUUCUCGAUGCCGUUGCAUGGGCGGCAGGCGGCGCGGUCCACUUACGGUAUCCGCGCCGGUUUCCUCGGGUUAGACUACGCCAAUGCGCUUUCGGUGGUUAUUGCGCACAAAUAA